This is a messenger RNA of Eremomyces bilateralis CBS 781.70, 1116 nucleotides long. RefSeq lists its product as uncharacterized. Bases 1 to 1116 code for a protein of 371 amino acids. The transcript is spliced from 3 exons. The record is from RefSeq and is a predicted model, not a curated record. NCBI's taxonomy places the organism in Eukaryota, Fungi, Ascomycota, Dothideomycetes, Eremomycetales, Eremomycetaceae. Gene Ontology annotation, cellular component: extracellular region. Gene Ontology annotation, biological process: cell wall biogenesis; fungal-type cell wall organization; (1->6)-beta-D-glucan biosynthetic process.
AUGCGUUCACAGUUGCUCUUAAUCGCAGCUAUUCUCCACCCCUUCGUGGACGCGAACGUGCGGUUCAGUCAAGAGCUGACCGGGAAAUCCGUUCCGUGUAUGGAGAAGCUAAGAGUGAAAUGGGGGGAUGAUGGCCACUCGCCGACGAUUGAGGAACUGUUGACAUAUACUUUGGACUUGUAUGCCGGAGGCAAUGAUCAAUCGCACUACCGAUCUAUAGCCGGCCUUGUCAGCAACGGGAGGUUCUCUUCAAAUGGGGAGGUAGCCAUGGAGGUCGAGGUUAUCAUUCCCAGGAAUGUUGGCGUGGCAAGUUUUAGCGCGCCUUUCUUCCUCUGUAUGAAUGCCACGCGGCCUGGUUCUGGGUAUACAUUGAGGUUUUCUGACAGGUUUCUGGUCGGAGGAGCGACUGGACAACUGGAUAUUCCAGUUGGAGAAUAUGAGAUGGAAGGCUACGGUACCAGAGGACCGGAACCGUUCAAUUCCUGGGACUGGGACAAGACAAGUUUGGCAGCAGGUACAGUUACAAACACGGUAACCAAGAUAGAGACGAAGAGCGCAUCAUCGCUGCAAGGCGAAUCCACGACGAGUCCAAGCUCAGGCCCACCACCAUCCUCAAGCCAGACCGUCGACAAUACAGCACCACCUCUCUCCGGCGCUCCGUUCCUUCCUCCAGCAGAUGUUGUAGAUGGUGCAACUCCACCACAAGAGAGUGAAGAGCCUCGCCCGACCCACACCCGCACUGAAUCGUCCGGAUCCCCCCCAGCCGUGACUCGAGAAAUCUAUUAUUCCGCCGACUCCAGCCCGCCCCCUCUCUCAACCACCCAAAUCGCUGGGAUAGCCGGUGGCGUUGGAGGCGGCGGCCUUCUGGUAUUCGGCGCGACGCUACUCCUUCUGCUCCGACGGAAGCGUCCCGAGACCCCAGACGAAGUGCCACCGGUUACCUCGCCGGUGAUGAUGACGGAGUAUAAACCGGGAACGGAGAACCCAGCGGGUAUACAUCGGUCGUCUCGGAACCUGGGCCCGAGCAUGAUGAAACCGGUGCCGGUGGCGCCAGGCGAUGUACCGGAGUUGGAGAACCAGCCGACGAGGCCUUUGCAUGUGGUAGAGUUGCCGUGA